Molecule: messenger RNA, 2085 nt
Organism: Vicia faba (fava bean)
Lineage: Eukaryota; Viridiplantae; Streptophyta; Magnoliopsida; Fabales; Fabaceae
Source: the annotation of a GenBank genome assembly
AUGGCCUCUGAAUUAGUAGUCUACACCGAUGAGAAUAAAAUGGGCUCUAAAUUAGUAGUCUACACCGAUGAGAAAUGGGUAAUAGAUAUUUGCAAAAACCUAUUACAUGAAGUGGAACAAAACACACAUGAUGAAAUCAUAGUAAGUGUGUCACAAGUCCCCAAAUCUUUAAGAUCCUCAAAUCCAGAAGCUUUCACCCCUCAAUUUGUAGGACUUGGUCCUUAUCACCAUCACAAACCUGAUCUCAUCAUGAAUGAUAAAUUGAAAUUAGGUUCAUCCAAAAGAGCUCUCAAACACCUCUUUAACCACUUUGACACCGAAACACUCCAACUUCGUCUUGAAUCAAUUCUCUCACACUCACAUAUCCAAGCUUUCUACCACAUUGAUGUAGCUUCCAAAUACACUUAUCAAACCCUCCUAUACUUACUCACUAUUGAUGGCUUAUUCUUGUUGGGUUUAUUGCAUAGAGCUUUAACAAUAAAACCUCAACAAGAUCAACAAUGCUCUCACUUCUUAACCGGAAAACAUGGUAUUUCCGUGGUCAACUCUGCUGGUGUAGAGUUGACCAUGAAUUUUAUCGUAAGAGAUGUUUUUAUGCUUGAGAAUCAAAUUCCAACUCAUUUUCUUAAGCAAGUCCACGAAGCCGUUGUCACCAUAACUAGUGAUGAAAUUGAAUCAUCUCUAGAAAGGGAAGCUUAUCAAAAUCUUGGACCAUCCAUGAGGUUAUUUUGUGAAUCACUCUGUCCAUUUGUUCAUGAAUUUCAAGUCAUCAAAAAUCCUGAAGAUCAUGCACAUUUGUUGGAUCUAAUGUAUCAAUUGAUUGUACCAAAUCCUUCUGAUGAUGAACAACCUCCUGAGUCUGAUUUUAAACCCAAACCCAAUUCCGAGCCCGAGCCACAGUCUGAAUCCGAGUCUAAGUCCAAACCACAAUCUAAGCUUGAGUCACAAUCUACACCCAAACCUCCCUCCGAGUCUGAGUCUGAGUCUGAGUCUGAGUCUAAGUCCAAACCUCAAUCUAAUCUUGAGUCAGAAUCUAUGUCCAAGCCUCAACCCGAGUCUGUGACUAAGACCAAAUCCGAAUCUGAAUCUCAAACUCAAUCUAAUGAUAAAAAAGAAACAAGUUUUACAUGUUGUUCUGCUUGCAUCACUUUUCUUGCAGUUUUUGUCGCUAUUUUUAUUAUAAUAGGUUUUAUUAUAAAGUUCAUUUUCACCGUAUUUUUUUGGAUAUUGAAAACUUUAUUUCGUUUCAUUAAAUGGGCAUUACGCCCAUUAGUGAAACUACUCAAUUUCAUUAACCCUUUUGUCGAGGUGAUAUAUGAUUUUUUAUUAAAGAACGAAACUAAAUUUUCCUACGUAAAACCGUGGACAAAAAUCGUCGGAGAAAUUAAGAAAACAAGUGAAAACAUUAUAAAAGAGGAUUACUCAACAAAUUGGGACAACAACAUUUCAAAUGUAACCAUCCCAUCUGUAACAGAACUUCACAAUGCUGAAAUCAAAUUCCAACCAUCAGAUAAAGGUGGAAACGGGCUCUCAUCCAUUGAUUUCGAUGAAAUUAAGUGUCAAUUUAAGUUGCCAAUUAUCAAAUUAGAUGUGAAUUCAGAAGUAAUCAUAAGAAACCUUAUGGCUUAUGAAUCAUUGAUUAAAUCCGAAGGGUUAAUUUUCACAAGGUACAUUGAAUUAAUGAGAGCUUUAAUAAAUUCUACUGAGGAUGUGAAACUAUUGAUUAAUGAGAAAAUCAUUGAAACUGAGAUGAGUUAUGAAGCUGUUGCACAACUUUUUAACGGGUUGUUGGGAAAAUCUAUUAGGCCAAUAAAGGUUCAAAAUUUGGAUCAAGUGAUUAAAAGGGUGAAUGCUAAAUUCAAAAGUUCUCAAGCUCAAAAAAUGGCCAUGAUUAAGUAUAUGUCUUCUUAUGGAAAAAUGUUGACAGGUUUGGCAGCUAUUGUGUUUUUGGUUUUGACUGCCGUGCAAACAUAUUGCUCUGCUUUUGGUUGUGCUGGUAACUCAAAUUAUAAGGGGUCAUCAUCAAUGCAUCAAGAUGGGGAAUAUGUUACAAAUGCUAAUCAUCUUUUUAUGAGUUCAAUGUAA